CAACACAUGCUUAUCGACGUUUACCAUAUACAUGCCCCAAAUGCUCAACCCAUCCAAGAAUCUCUAUCAACUAUGCAGGACUUGGAAAAAGGACUGGACCUCUAUCAUCAAAAGAUCUUACGGUAGCUAAAACUGGUAAGGAGUAUCAACCCACGUAUCACGCUGAACAGGUAUUGAUCAGGCUAUAUCGACUGUGGAUUGCAUGCGUUCUUCAAUUACAGUGGUGCUGUACAAUUGACGCGAAACAGUUCUUUCGACAUUCAGACAAAGCCAACAAGCCGAAAACCCAUUGACCUAAUAGUAGACGGUCAAUGCAAGAACUACCUACUACCUACUACGUCUUUACGCAGACAAUUCGAGCAAAACUGUAACUUAUCGUAUUCACUUGUCUGAGUACGGAAUUCGGACGUUUCUACUUUCCCCAGGUUCCCCAUCUUCGAGAACGACUAAUCUGGCACCCAAGACUUUGGUGUUAUUUUCCAAUCCACUUUAUUAGGCUUACAUGUAACAUGCCAGUCUUUACCCCGCGAAAUUCCACAUUUUUGGCCGAGGAGUUUUCAAGAAACGGCUGAUAAUCCGUUGCAUCAUCAAAUCUUCCUAUUAUUUUUGGAUCCCUUUCUUCCAUAGCCAAUUGCCAUUCCUGUGCCUUCGAGCACUUGCAAUUGUGUCGAAAAUUGAAAGAACAGAACAUUUUUCAGCAGACCACGAGCUUGUAGGUUAACCCACGGUCAGAAGACUUGACAGAAAUUACAUGUCAAAACCCAUACCUUUCGUCUCUCAAAGAUUCUGCCAAGUUUGUAUCGAAGCCUUUUCGAGACCCUUCUCCGGGAUGUAACUCCUCCAACUUCAAUACCCCAGAUCAAUUGAUGACGAUGCGUGCUCACAGGGCGUUCAAUUGGUGCAUAGCUUCUUCACUGCCCUUGUCAGACAGCUGGGGCCCCUUAUCAACACAUGGGCCACCAAUCCAUCGAAUCUUAUUCCAUACAUUAUUGCAGAAAUCUAGCCCAACAUUCUGCAGAAUCCAAAAAUCGCAGCAUGUAGGUAGCGUAUGAUUUGGAAAGAAAGGCACAGGAACUCAGAAAUAACCUUGCGGUGAACAGGCUUCGUUGUUAGUGUUCCGUGGGACCCGUUUAUGAUAAUGGGAACGAUUUUAAUCCAAUCCGUGUUGAUCAACGUGGAGGUUGGUUCGUACGUUCGUUCGAUCAUGGAAAAGGCCGCUAAGAAGGCCAAGAGGGAAGUCCCUCCUCUUCGUUUUCGAAAGGAAUGCAUUUUGUCAUUACUGGCACAGAAUUGAUGAGGAGCUUGAAAAAUUAUACCUCGGUGGGUUGCUAAAGAGGAAAGGUCUCAAUUCAGAUCGCUCGACUAAGGUCGAUAGUACAAACCAUCAAAUGCGCCAAUGAAUGUACCGGUCAAAUGAGGAUCUUCUCGAGAUUGGGGAAAACGCCACUGAACUAGCUUGGGAAACCACAUUUGACAAGGAUAUUUUGGAAUAGUGGUCAUGCACCUAAUAAAGUAUGAGAAUGCCUCUUGAGAUAUAUGGAGAUUAGCAUGGCCUCUAGGGAUAAGAAGGUAGAGAUGCCCAUGGUUUUCCUUCUUGUUGUUCCAGACUUCUUUAAUUCGCUUCACUACAUAAAUCUUCCAUUCUCACUGUAGGGCCCUAAAACCAGUCUUAACAUCUCUCUUCUGUGUUUUCAUCCCUACAACAUGAUUCAAGAAUCCUCUCCUCCGAAUCACUCUGACAAUUCAAUGUCAAACUCACUCGAUAAGGACAUUGGCCCUCUUGGGGCCAGUACAGCAGGCCAUGUGGAAGUUGUUCGUACUGUUUCGAGAGUCCCAGGAAAUGCGCAUUACUACGAGAAAGAUGGUGUGCGAACAUAUGGAGACGAUGAAGACCAUGAUCAGGAACCACCGAUGACUAUGAAUCGAUUGAUGUCUUUAGUUGCGAUGGCUUUCUUAUGGACAGGUUCCCAGAUACCAGUAUAUCUUUUCGGUGGUAUUCCACCAUAUAUCUACGGCGAUCUGGGUGGGUCAGACAGGUGGACUUGGUUUGUGUUAUCCAAUUUACUCGCUUUGGCAGCGGUUUGUCCAUUUGUAGGAGCAUUGUCAGAUCUAUUUGGAAGAAGGUACAUUGCCAUCGGUGGUGCUGGUUUGAUUGUCAUUGGAAUGAUCGUUUGUUCCACAGCACAUUCCAUGAACAUUUUCAUCGCUGGUAUGGCUAUCGCAGGCGCAGGCGCUGGUAUAAAUGAAUUAACAGCACUUGCUGCGACCUCCGAACUUGCACCAACAGCAAAGCGUGGAAAAUAUGUUGCCGUCCUAAUCUUCACUAUUCUACCAUUUACCCCAUCUGUGCUCUGGGGUCAGUUGAUCGCAUCGCAUUCCAGCUGGAGAUAUGUUGGACUGUUCUGUGGUCUCUGGGCAUUCAUGGGGCUCGUUAUUACCGCAAUAUUUUACUUUCCACCUCCCCGAGUAAAUUCUGAAGGCCUCUCACGCAAAGAGAUUAUAUCUCAAAUUGACUUUGUAGGCGGAUUUCUCUCAAUCGUUGGUCUGAUUCUUUUCGUCGCUGGUCUUCUAUGGGGUGGAUAUCAGUAUCCUUGGAGAUCUGCACAUGUACUUGUUCCACUCAUCCUCGGUGUUGCAUUCAUCGUCGCCUUCUGUUUUUGGGAGGUCUAUGGGACUAAAAAUCCCAUGUUUCCUUCUCGACUCCGAAAAGAACCGCGCAUCUUAGCUCUCACCCUCGUCAUCACCUUCAUCUCGGGUGCAAACUUUUUCUCUGUCCUCCUUUUCUGGCCCACGCAAGCCUUCAAUGUCUACGGACAUGAUCCAAUUGGUGUCGGGAUUCGAGGUCUUCCUGUUGGCUUUUCCAUUCUCGUUGGAGCAUGCGUUGUUCUUUGGCUCUUAUCUGUCUUCCGCGGAGGAAACCGUAUGCUCAUGAUUAUUUCAUCUUGCAUGAUGACCGCAGGAUGCGGUGCCCUUGCUGCUGCUGACCGUAACAACAUUAACGCGGUAUAUGGUAUUCUCGUCGUAGCUGGCCUUGGAAUUGGUGGUAUCGUGGUUCCCGCCUCAAUUAUCACCACUAUCAUUUGUCCCGAUGACUUGAUUGCCACAAUCGCAGCACUCACACUCGCUAUUCGUGUAGUUGGUGGAGCGAUCGGUUACACAACCUAUUAUAACGUCUUUCUGACAAAGUUCAUUCCCGAACUUUCCGUCAAAAUUGCUCUUGCUUGUUACGCGAAUGGCAUUUUUGACCUAAAAAUCAUCAGCCAUAUUGCGGAAUUAACCGGCGCAAGCCUUCUAGAUGAAAUCUUGCCGCUGGUGGGUAACAAUGUUACGAUCUGGAAUGAAGUUGUACUUGCAGGCCAAGAAGCUUAUGCUACUGCAUACCCAUGGGUAUACUAUGUCAGUAUUGCUUUUGGAGCAGUUUCAAUUCUUGCAAGUAUCGGGUUGGGUGAUAUCAGUAAAUACAUGGAUGAUCAUGUCGCAGUUGUUAUGCAUUGAUUUCUCAAAUAUGUAUAUUAUAUGAGGGGUAUAUUCGGUUGAUCAAGUGAGCGCCGGUAUUAGGCUUCAGUAUAGGGGAAACAGCACGAUGCAAAUGAGGUGUCAAAGGCUUAUUUGUAAAUAGCAAUCAGGGCAUUAUUAGUGCUCGUAUCAUGACUCAAUGGAAACGGUUCAAUUAAAGAGCAAAUUUCAAACGAUAAAUAUUCAGUACUUUCUCUCCUUUCUUGUCAAGCGAGGAAAUCGUGUACAUUCUUUAACGCGAUUGAUUCAUAUUCCGGCAUUUUCAUCUCGGUACCCUUUACACCCUAAUCAUCCUUCA
This is a messenger RNA of Botrytis porri, 3814 nucleotides long. RefSeq lists its product as uncharacterized. The coding region runs from base 1705 to 3495 and encodes 596 amino acids. Gene Ontology annotation, cellular component: membrane. NCBI's taxonomy places the organism in Eukaryota, Fungi, Ascomycota, Leotiomycetes, Helotiales, Sclerotiniaceae. Gene Ontology annotation, biological process: transmembrane transport. The transcript is spliced from 6 exons. The record is from RefSeq and is a predicted model, not a curated record. Gene Ontology annotation, molecular function: transmembrane transporter activity.